GCGGCCGCUUUUCGCAAGUUAAUGAUGGUGUCCACGAGGAGAGGAAUCCAGCGACUAUUUUAUUCGAAAUGUUCCAUAAAAGUGCUGGUGAUAUUAACGAUAAGUACCUUUUCUAUAUGUGUUUUUCUUCAUGGGCGAAUGGGACGAACAGAAGUAAAUGAAAUUGUCGGCGAAUUUCCUAUUGGAAUCGAGAAACUCACGGGUCAAAAGCAAAUCAAGCCAUAGCAGCAAGUACCUGGAAAAAAAUGAGAAAAAAAAAUAAGAAAUAAGAAAUCAUUUGUGCCCCAGUGGUCAAGUCCUAAGAAGCUCACUGGUGAAUAAACUUGGACGAUAUCCAUCCCAACAGAGGCACAUGACGAUAGGUGUGACUUCAAUAAGCAGACCCAACGGGGCAAACUAUCUCUUGAAAACGAUCCAAAGUUUAUUGGACAAAAUGAAUGACGCUGACAAAAAGAGAACAUUCAUAGUUGUAUUCCUCGCAGACUUUGACAAAGUUUUAAAAGCGAAUGCAGCUCUAGAUCUUUUAAAGUUCUUCUGGAAAGAAAUUGAGGAAGAUCUACUACAUGUAAUUGAAACAUCACCUCAAUUUUAUCCUGAUUUGUCUAAUCUUAAGCUGAAAUAUGGUGACUCGCAGGAUAGGAGGAGAUGGCGUUCGAAGCAGAAUUUAGACUUUGCCUUUCUGAUGUGUUAUAGUAGAAAUCUUUCUACGUAUUACCUCCACAUUGAGGAUGAUGUUAAUGCAUCUCCAAGUUUAAUUCCAAAGAUGGACGAGUUUAUCUCUUCCCAAAAGGGAUACUGGCCAAUGCUUGACAUCUCCGCUAUGGGUCAUAUCGCAAAAGUUUAUCAGGCCAAAGAUCUCGAGAAUGUUGCAUCGUAUUUUUAUCUAAUGUAUGACGAAAUGCCCGUGGAUUGGUUAAUAUGGUAUUGGCGAAUGAUAAAAGGAACUGGUAAUGUACACUUGGUAGUUCCUGCAGCUUCUCUCUUUCAACACAAAGGUCUUCGAUCCUCUCUGAAAGAAAAGGAGUGGAUGAGAAAUGCUUCUUAUGAUAGAUACUUUGACCUUUAUGAUCAUAAAUACAACGGAUUAAACCCAGCAGCGGAAGUUUCCUCGUCGAUAGCAUCAAAUCUGGGGAGCCCUCAAGAUGCUUACAAAGGUGGUUCUGGAUACUUUUGGGGAAAGACUGUUCAUACUAAUGACCACGUGACUGUGAAGUUUGAUCAAGCUGUUAAUGUAGAGAAAGUGUUUGUAGACACUGGUUCUAAUUUAGCUGUGAAUGACUGGUUAAAGUUUGGUGUCCUUCAAGCAAAUUUUGAAUCUGAGAAAUCCAGAAGUACCUGGUCAUGGCCUGGUACUAAUGCAGAAUCCUGUGGAGACUUUGUAACAGUUGGAUCAUUUGUAGAAGGCAAAGCAAACUUUACUUUGACAGAUUCACCAAAGAUGAAGUGUUUACGGAUUGUAGUCACACAGAGUCAAGAUGAAUGGCUCUUUUUAAGGGAGAUAGACGUUUGGGAGAAGACGUGAUAAGAGUAUCUGAAUUGCCACUCUCUAGUCGAAUUGUGUAGUGUAAUUAAAAAAAUUAAAGGGCAUUUAGAUUCAUUA
Molecule: messenger RNA, 1600 nt
Organism: Pocillopora verrucosa
Lineage: Eukaryota; Metazoa; Cnidaria; Anthozoa; Scleractinia; Pocilloporidae
Product: alpha-1,6-mannosyl-glycoprotein 4-beta-N-acetylglucosaminyltransferase
Biological process (GO): protein N-linked glycosylation
Molecular function (GO): acetylglucosaminyltransferase activity
Source: RefSeq, a predicted model, not a curated record